Messenger RNA from Dioscorea cayenensis subsp. rotundata (Guinea yam), 3467 nucleotides. RefSeq names its product protein GAMETE EXPRESSED 2. Gene Ontology annotation, biological process: pollen sperm cell differentiation; actin cytoskeleton organization. Gene Ontology annotation, molecular function: actin filament binding. NCBI's taxonomy places the organism in Eukaryota, Viridiplantae, Streptophyta, Magnoliopsida, Dioscoreales, Dioscoreaceae. The record is from RefSeq and is a predicted model, not a curated record. Bases 17 to 3382 code for a protein of 1121 amino acids. The transcript has 17 exons.
ACCAAGUUUUGAAGGAAUGAAGUUCCUUGCUGUGGCUUUAUCACUGAUUCUAGGGUUUUCUUCAUGGAUUUCACUCCCCAAAAGAGGCCUGGGAGAUAAAUUGCCUUUACCUAGUUAUAUUGUUAGCUGGCUAAAUGAUAAGAGGGAGUAUCAAGCAGGUGAGAUUGCAAUUAUCAAGAUUAGGCCAUUAGAUCAUUCCUUACAAAAUGGAAGCUUUGUUCCUGGUAGAUAUGCAUUCAAGUUUUCCCUCUCUGUGAAUGGGAAGAAAGGAAACAGUUCAUAUAUAUCUGGUGUCACGGCAGACACUGAUGGUGAUCCUACUAACUGGAACAUUUCUUUGACUCCAAUUCAAGUUGGAGAAUUUAAUGUGGUUGUUGCUGAAGAAAAUUCUGGUGUCACUGAUUCAUCUCUUCAUUUUCGUGUUUUCCCUGGAAAUCUCUACCCAUCUACUUGCGUGGCUUCGUGGUUCAACUUCAUCAAUGAGUUUGUUGCUGGGACAAAAGCUCAUGUGCUGAUACUUCCAAGGGAUGCAUUUGGGAACAAUAUAUCCUCGAGAACUGAUCCACCCAGCAAAGACUACUUUACAGUAUCAGCAUGUUAUGAAAAUGGGUCUGUUUUACAUCUGCAAGAUGUCCGAUACAAUGGUUGGAAUGACUUAGGAUAUCUUGCUGUUGGAUUCACUCCAACCAAUGCAGGAAAGCUCCUUUUGUUUGUUUAUGGUGGUAAUCAAACACUAAGGGGCUCUCCUUUGCCAUUCGUGGUAAAACCAGGAACAUUCAAUAUCACGAAUAGUAUGGGCAAAUGGAAGUAUGGGACAAAUUCUUUGCAGAUUUUCUCGAAGCUAGAAAUGUUUAUAUACCAGCAAGAUAGAUUCGGGAAUCUUGUUCCAGGUUCUUUUCCAUUUGAUGCUCGUGUAGUUGAGAAGGCCACAAAUUUGUCAGUCCCCGUAGGAGACCUGUCUUUCCAAGAGGUUGGCCAAGGAGUUCAAUUGCUUUCAUUUAUUGUUUCUGAACCCGGAGGAUUUAUGCUCACCAUUUUCAGUCUGAACUUGAACAAAAGCAUUGCCAAUGUGCCUUAUCACUAUACUGUCUUUGUAGGUUAUUGUGAUGGACAGAAUAGCGUUGUCAAUGGGUCAGGUUUAGCUGCUUCUGUUGCUGGUAGAAUGUCAUUCUUCUAUGUUUAUAUAGAAGACAGUUACCACAAUCCUUCCCCAAUUGAUGCGAAACAGCUUCAUGUUCAGAUUUCAAGGAAAAAUGAUUCUUUGUAUGUUCGUUCGAUUAUAUUUCCUUUGAGGAAUCAUAAUGAGCAUGUCCCUGUCGCUAGACCUGCUCCCUCUAUCAAAGAGGCUGCUGGAACUGGUCAUAGAUUGUCAGUUGAUGACAAAGACUCUUCUCCUUGGAGAUCAAAAGGUCCUGCUAGUGCUUUCAGUAUUUCUUACACUGCUGACAAGUCAGGAGAAUAUGAAAUUCAAGUUUUCUGUGGAAACAUCCCACUUAACGAUGGCCGUUCCUACUUGGUGAAUGUUUCAUCAGGCCUUGUUGAUGCAUCAUCAUCAACUGUGGUGAAAAUUUCAUCCAGAGUAAAGAGACUAGUGAGAAAUGAAGUUGUGGUUCAACUCAUGGAUUCUUUCUCAAAUCCAGCUGCGUCUUAUAGGGAAAGACUGAGCUUUAAAUUUGGUGAUGCUAAUUUUUCUGGUUUUCUAACUUGGGCAUUCUCUGAUAACGGAGAUGGAACAUAUACCGGUUACUACUUGGCAAAGGAUCUUGGUGUAUUCAAUCUCUCUGUUCUAUUUGACGACAAAAUUUUGUCUCCUUCACCGGUUCAGAUCAACAUAUACGAAAGAGAAUAUUUUCCUGAAGCUCACAAUGAUAGCAUAUCUGUAUGGGAAGAUGAAUCAAUUCUGUUUGAUGUUCUGUCAAAUGACUAUGUUGCCACCGGCGAAGCUGUUAUAAUUGAAUCAUUGAUACCAUUUCAUGGGUCACUGCUACCAUAUGGACAUCUUUUCCGAUACACUCCGUACAAAGGAUUUUAUGGUAAUGAUUCCUUUUCUUACACAAUUUCUGAUGUGAAUCAGAAUGUUGCUACUGGUAUUGCUACUAUAUCCAUCCUGUGCAAACCACCUCAGUUUGUAUCUUUACCAGUUCACUUGCAUGUAACUGAAGAUGUUAUAAGCCCCCAAUUUGGUGGUUUCUCUGGGUUUGAAGUUAGAUAUUCAGACAUCAAAGAAAACAUAUCUAUUACUGUGAGUGCACAAUCUGGUUCUGUAUUUCUUGCUCCAAUUCCAUUACAACUUUGGCAACCUGGGAGAAAUAAACUUUCAGUGAGUAGAGGUGGUAUGCCUGGUACAGAUUUGAUUUUAACCGGCCAUGUUGAAUCAAUCAACUUUGCUCUGCAGUGGAUUCAAUAUCUCGGAAAUGAGAACUUCUAUGGAAACGAUAUUAUCGAUUUAUAUGCUAUGAAUAAAAAUGGAAUACAAGAUGCUCAUGUUCCAGUAUUUGUGGAGCCUAUCAAUGAUCCUCCAACUAUAUUUGCUCCACAGUUUAUAAUCUUGGAGGAGAAAGAAACAACUGCCAGAUUUCAGAUCUUUAACAAGGACAGAGAUGCAUUUAACUUCUCCAUUGCAGACAAAGAUCUUAAUAGUUUUUCAGAUAAGUCUCAGUUUGUUGUUGCGUUCUCCAUGGAAGUAAAUGAUGGAAUGUUAUCAACAAGUCUUCCAGUAAAUCUUCUCCACACUGCAGAACUGAAGCUUAAAAACAAGCACCACUGGGAACCCCUUCAGACUUUCGUUGCUAUCUCAAACCAUUUUGUUCUGAAUGGAAAAGGAUUUAGAUUUCGAGGUACAAUUGAAGAUUGUGACAAUGCCAUGCAGAAGGUGUUGUAUCAAGGAGAGAAAGAUGAUGAUGCUUUACUGACUAUUUCGGUUAAUGACAUGGGGAAUUACGGUUGUUAUCCAGACUGUACCGAAAAAAUGUCAUUGCCACUGUCUACUAAGGUCACAGUGAAUCUUGUCAGAAGAAAACCAAUCAGUUCAACAGCAGCACUUUUACUUGGAUCAGCAAUUGUUGUCGAGAUCAUUAUGAUGCUACUCCUCGGCGGAAUCCUCCUAUUCUUUAUGUGUAAAUGCAUGAAUGCUCUUCAAAAGGAGAAGAACACUGAAAAUUCAGAGCCUACUGAAGUUGAACAUAUUGACAAUGAAACUAUUGAAGAACAUAUCAGUGAAUUUUCCGGGCCAAUUUCCUUAGGAAAUCAGAGUUCAAGCUUACUUAAAAGAUCAGGAAGAAUGAUUGAAAACUUGAGCAUGAAUGAAGAAGCAACAUAUGGCAUUCAGACUUCUGGUGGUGGUGAGAUAAUUCCUCUUUCAAUAGAGAAGCAUUUGGAAUGAAAUAUUUAGAUGAUAGUUUGUGAUUUGAUUAGAAACUUGUGAGAAUGGUUUGUUAUCAUCUUUGUUUAAGGAACAGGAAAAAAAA